AAACUUGAAAUUAUUAUUAUCCAUGCCUGCAUGAUAAAAUAGCAUAUGAAAAUUUUUAGUAGGAAUUUUGCAAAAAUGAAAAACAUACAAAAUGCAUGGGAAAUAAUGCUAAAACAUGGUUACGGUCAGACAUUUGGCGAACUACAAUUGGUAAGUUGUGCAGAUGGUAAGUGUAUUGCAGAAAUGGAUAUAAAAAAGGAACAUGCAAAUAUUGCAAAUACUCUACAUGGAGGUUUAAUUGCCACAUUGAUAGAUCAUGUCACAUCUUUUGCAAUUGUGAGCCUGCAGUAUCCACAUCUUGAACCCUCAUUUAGCAUCAACAUGAAUAUCUCAUAUCUUAAUAAAUCCAAAGUGGGGGAUAGGAUAGUUAUUGAAGGUGAUUGUGAAAAGCAUGGUGUGAAUAUAUCAUUUGCUAGGGCUAAAAUAUAUGACAAGAUUUCUAAAAAUAUUAUAGCCACCGGUGAUCAUGUUAAAUUUAUUCCUAAGUCAUCUGCAUCAAAUUCUAAAUAACAAAAUAUUCAAAAUCUUUUAUACAUGUAUUUAUAUGCAUUUUUUUAUAAAAUUUAUAUAUGGCAUUAAACAUUUUAUUUUAUAUAUUUUGAUAUUAUCUUAUCUUUUAAAUAGUUAU
This is a messenger RNA of Gordionus sp. m RMFG-2023, 628 nucleotides long. Its product is annotated as acyl-coenzyme A thioesterase 13-like. The transcript has 3 exons. Gene Ontology annotation, molecular function: fatty acyl-CoA hydrolase activity. Lineage: Eukaryota; Metazoa; Nematomorpha; Gordioida; Chordodea; Parachordodidae. The coding region runs from base 46 to 510 and encodes 154 amino acids. The record is from RefSeq and is a predicted model, not a curated record.